This is a messenger RNA of Gadus chalcogrammus (walleye pollock), 9981 nucleotides long. RefSeq names its product sushi, von Willebrand factor type A, EGF and pentraxin domain containing 1 (gene svep1). NCBI's taxonomy places the organism in Eukaryota, Metazoa, Chordata, Actinopteri, Gadiformes, Gadidae. Gene Ontology annotation, molecular function: calcium ion binding. The record is from RefSeq and is a predicted model, not a curated record.
UCUGCCCGGCUUCGACCUCCAGGGCACGGGCAUCCGGCUGUGCCAGGCGGACGGUGCCUGGUCCGGGACCACGCCCAGCUGCAGGGAAGUGCGUUGUCCGAUGAUGGUGGUCCCGAGGAACGUCGUGCUGUCGCCCCCUGCCUGUGGGAAGAGGUCAAUGGCCCAGGGCGCCAUCUGCGUAGCCACCUGUCGCCAAGGUUACCGCAUCCAGGGCGGGAGGCGGGCGGUGUGUCUGAGCACCGGUGACUGGAGCGCUAAUGUCCAAAGCGUCACCUGCGCAGACUCCCAGCCCCCGAAGUUGCAGUGUCCGGAGAACGUGGAGGCGGCCACGGACGAGCGGCGCAUCACGGCUAGUGUCAGCUGGAACGCUCCCAACGCCACGGACAACUCGGGGCUAGAGGUGAUGGUGCAGGUGAAGCCCAUCUACACCCCUCCGCAGUUCUUCCCCGUCGGCACGGAGACCAUCACCUACAUCGCCACCGACCGCGCCGGCAACCAGGCCAACUGUUCCUUCACCGUCACGGUCGUCGAUACGGAGCCCCCGGUGAUUGACAGGUGCAGGUCCCCGCCCAUGGUCCAGGCCACAGACUCGGAGGCGGCGGUGGUGAGGUGGGAGGUGCCGCAGUUUUCCGACAACUCAGGUGGUCGCAUAGUGGUGACGGGCAGCCACACCCCCGGGUCACUAUUCCCCGUGGGGGAAACCCUGGUGCGCUACACGGCCACCGACGCGGCGGGUAACAACCGCACAUGUGACCUCACCAUCACCGUCCAAGGGACGGACUGCAGCCAGCCCUACGUCCCCGUCAACGGGGAGUUUGUGUGCGUGGAGGAGGAGGAGGCGGUGAACUGCGUGCUGCGCUGCAAGGAGGGCUACAACUUCGCCCAGGACGCGGUCCACAGCUACUCGUGCGCCUACGACGGCGUGUGGCUGCCGGCCACGUCCUCGGAUCGCCCCGACUGCUCCCUGAACCGCGUGGCGAACAACGGCCUGAAGCCCUUUGAGAUGCUGUUCAAGGCCUCGCGCUGCGACGACCUGGACCUGCUCAAGACCUUCACCGGGGAGUUCAACAUCAAGCUCAAAGUCCUGCUCCCCAACCUGUGUGAGAGCGAGGACGUUUGUAAGCUGGAGGUGAACUCCCAGGGACAGUGUCUGGAGUACAACUACGACUACGACAACGGAUUCGCCAUAGGGCCGGCGGGGGGGUGGGGCACCGGCACGGCCCCCCAGGGCUCCCCGGACUACACCUACUUUGACUCGGGCUACGCCUUGGACAGCCGUCCCCCCCGGUCCCAGGAGAGGAGGGCCCCCGCCCGCCUCCGCACCAAGAGACAGGGCCGGCGGAUCCGCAGGCCCACCCGGGACCAGAAGAUCCAGAUCUUCUUCAACAUCACCGCGAGCAUCCCCCUGCCCCAGUCGAGGAACGACUCGGUGGAGGCGGCCAACCAGAGGAGGCUCAUGCGCACCCUGGAGCAGCUGACCAAUCGGCUGCGGCGCACGCUGGCCCGCCAGCCGCUGUCCAGCUUCAACCUGGAGAGGGAGUUGAUCGUGGUCGACCCCAAGUCCCUGGUCAGCCGGAGGGCCACGCUGUUCUGCCGGCCCGGCUCGGUGCUCAAGGGCCGCAUGUGUGUCCAGUGCCCGGUGGGGACCUACUUCUCCCUGGAGUACCAUGAGUGUGAGAGCUGCUGGCUGGGCUCCUUCCAGGACCAGGAGGGCCAGCUGGAGUGCAAGACCUGUCCAGAGGGCACGUCCACCGCCUACCUGCACUCCCGCAGCGCCACCGAGUGCAAGGGCCAGUGUAAGCCCGGCAGCCGCUCCAUGAACGGGCUGGAGACGUGUGAGUCCUGCCCUCUGGGGCACUACCAGCCCGGCUUCGGCUCCAGGGAGUGCCUGGUGUGCCCCGACAGCACCUCCACCGUGACGCGGGGGGCCGUGGACCAGGCAGAGUGCGGGGUUCCCUGUCUGGCAGGCCGCUUCUCCCGUACGGGCCUGGUGCCGUGCUACCCCUGUCCCAGGGACUACUACCAGCCCGACCACGGCCGCUCCUACUGCCUCUCCUGCCCCUUCUACGGCACCACCACGGUUACCGGGGCGACCGCCAUACAGCACUGCUCCAGUUUCAGCUCCAGCUUCCUGCCCAAGGAGGAGAGCGUGACGUCAGCACCGGAACCCGUGCCCAGCAACCAGGACUACCAGGCCAGCAGCCAGGUGUUCCACGAGUGCUUCCUGAACCCCUGUCAGAACAAAGGGACGUGUGAGGAGGUGGGGGCCGGCUACGUCUGCACCUGUAUGCCGGGCUUCACAGGGGCCAAGUGUGAGAGUGACAUUGAUGAAUGCGACUCGGCCCCGUGUCAGAACGGGGGCCUGUGCAAAGACGGGAUGGGGGACUUCCUGUGUGAGUGCAAGCUUGGAUUCGUAGGCUCGCUGUGCGAGGCGGAGGUCAACGAGUGCGUCUCCUCGCCCUGUCUGAACGAGGGCGUGUGCGUGGACCGGGUCAACGGGUUCACCUGCAGCUGUGACGGAGGCUACACAGGCCCUCGCUGUGAGCUGGAGGUGGACGAGUGUUUGUCGGCGCCGUGUCUGAACGGCGGGGUCUGCGAGGACCUGGCCGCCGCCUUCUCCUGCACGUGCCCCACGGGCUACUCUGGGGAGCGCUGCGAGGUGGACGUGGACGAGUGCCACAGCGCCCCCUGCCUGAACGGAGGCUCGUGUCACGACGCCGUCAAUGACUUCAGGUGCCAGUGCGUGGAGGGCUACCACGGGCGUCUGUGCGAGGUGGACGUGGACGAGUGCGACCCCAACCCGUGCAUCAACGGGGCCAGCUGCCUGGACGGGCUGGGCAGCUUCACCUGCCGCUGCCUCCCUGGGUUCAACGGAACCAGGUGUGAGACAGAGAUGUCCGCCGCCUUCAACCUGGACUUCGAGGUGUCCGGUAUCCACGGCUACGUGAUCCUGGACGGCGUGAUGCCCACGCUGACGGAGAUCACGUGCACCUUCUGGAUGAGGUCGUCGGACACCAUCAACUACGGCACGCCCGUGUCUUAUGCCGUGGAGGGCAGCGACAACGCCUUCCUGCUCAUCGACUACAACGGCUGGGUGCUGUACGUGAACGGGAAGGAGCGGAUCACCGACUGCCCGGCCGUCAACACGGGCCAGUGGUACCACGUGGGCGUGUCGUGGCGCAGCUGGGACGGCGACUGGAGGGUCUACAUCAACGGCAAGCCGUCCGACGGCGGCAAGGGCCUCUCGGUGGGCUCCUCCAUCCCAGGUGGCGGGGCCCUGGUGCUGGGUCAGGACCAGGACAGCCGGGGGGAGGGCUUCAACCCCGUCGAGUCGUUUGUGGGCUCCCUCAGCCAACUCAACAUCUGGGACCGGGUCCUGAGCCCUCAGCAGAUCCAGGUUCUGGCCAGCAGCUGCCCGGCCUCCCAUGUGACCCACCGGGGGAACGUCCUGGCCUGGCCCGACUUCCUCAACGGUCAGAUGGGCCGCGUCAAGACCACCCCCGGCAGCAUCUUCUGCGCCGACUGCCCCCCGCUGGAGAGUGCGGGGGCCCACCUGAGGGCCUCCACGGUGGAGGUGAGCCCGGGGGCCCAGGUGCAGCUGUCCUGCGACCCCGGCUUCUACCUGGUGGGCGAGCCCGUGCUGCAGUGUCAGAACAAGGGGGAGUGGAGCCACCCGCUGCCCCGGUGUGAACGCGUGUCGUGCGGGCCCCCCCGGCCCCUGGAGCACGGCUCCUUCCAGGGGACUGACUUCCUGGCGGGCGGCUCGGUGGCGUACCAGUGCAGCGCAGGCUUCUACCUGCUGGGGGACGCCCGCAGCCAGUGCACCAACAGCGGGAAGUGGGCCUCCAACCUGCCCGCCUGCCUGGACGUUGACGAGUGUGCUCUGGGUUCGGACUGUGAUAAACACGCCAGUUGUCAGAACACGGACGGCUCGUAUGCGUGCAGGUGCAUCCACCCUUACAGCGGCGACGGCAAGAACUGCACGGAGCCGGUGAGAUGCGAGGAUCCGGGGUUCCCAGACUUGGGCCACAGAGAAGGCAUUAACUUCCUGAUGGGCGGAGAGGUGGUCUUUGGCUGCCAGGAGGGCCACGAGCUGAUUGGUUCGCCCAAACUCCUGUGCUUGGAGACAGGAAGCUGGAAUAAACCGUUCCCGUACUGCCAAGCCCUCCCCUGCCCUGAGCCCUCCGUUCCAGACAACUCCGACAUGAAGGGGGCCAACUUCACCUACGGAAGCAAGGUGACUUUCAGCUGUAGGAAGGGCUUCCUGCCCCAGGUCCCCUACGAGUUCCAGUGUCUCUCCAGCCAGAGGUGGAGUGGCUCUCCGCCCUCCUGCCACCCCGUGUCGUGCGGCGACCCUCCGUCGGUGCAGCGCGCCCACUACACCCUCCAGGAGACCACCUACCUGGCGGUGGUCCAGUACACCUGCGGCGACGGCUACAGGCUCCAGGGCGCCUCGGAGCUGGUGUGUGAGGCCACGGGCGAGUGGAGCCGGCCCCUCCCACGCUGCACGGGCGUCCUCUGCCCCGAGCCCCCCCCGCUCACGCACGCCGUCACCGCGGGCGACGGCCACAGCCUGGGAGAGGAGGUGCGCUACGUCUGCAAAGAAGGCUACACCCUGAUCGGGCCCGAGACCCGGGAGUGCCUGCCCAGCGGCCGGUGGAGCGAGAGCUCCGCCCAGUGCGUGCCGCGCUCCUGCGGCGCCCCGCCCGCCGUGGACCACGCCGAGCCCUACGAGGGCCACCAGCUGUACGGCGACACGGCCAACUACUACUGCAAGGACGGCUACACGGCCAGCAACAACUCCAAGAUGGUGUGCGACGCGCGCGGCGCCUGGACGCCCCCCGACGGCCUGCCGACGCCCCGCUGCAUCGCCAACUUCUGCCUGCACCCGCCCGCGCUGCCGCACGCCGUCCUGGACGCCGUGCGCAAGCCCAAGUACGCCAGCAACACGGAGGUGGCGUACAAGUGCGAGGAGGGCUUCGUGCUGAACACCACGGCGGCGCUGCGCUGCCUGGUGGGCGGGGCCUGGGAGCCCCCCCCGCGGGAGGUGGGCUGCGUGCCGGUGCGCUGCUCGCGGCCGGAGGGCAUCGAGAGGGGCUACGUCAGCGGCAGCGACUACAGCUUCGGCGCCGUGGUGGCGUACAGCUGCGACCGGGGCUUCCUGAUCCGCGGGGAGAAGCGGCGCACGUGCGAGGCCAACGGGGCGUGGGGCGGGCCGCUGCCCACCUGCGGCCCCGUCGCCUGCCUGCCCCCGCCGAGUCUACGCAACGGAUACAUCCAGAGCAAAGGCCGGUCCACCUACAACAGCCGGGUGACGUACGCCUGCAACGCGGGCUACCGCAUGGUGGGCCGCCCCGACCGCACGUGCCAGGCCAACCGCCAGUGGUCCAACACGGAGCCCCCGUCCUGCGUGCUGCUCAAGUGCGACCCCCCCCCGGACGUGGUCCACGGGCACUACGCCGGCGCGGGCGCCGCCUUCGAGGCGGGCCAGAAGGUGCGGUACGCGUGCGACGAGGGCUACGAGCUGGCCGGCGAGGCGGUAUGGACCUGCCUGAAGCACGGCCAGUGGGACCGCAGCCGGCGGCCGCGCUGCUCCCCGCUGCGGUGCCCCGAGCCCCCUCUGGAGGGCAGCCACCUGGUGCUGCGGGGCCCGGACGACGACGCCACCGUCCUGGAGCUGUCCUGCGAGGACGGCUACGUCCUGCGGGGGGCACCGGUCCUGCGCUGCACCGCCGCCCAGCGCUGGAACGACACCUUCCCCGCGUGCGAGCGUGUGGCGUGCGGCCCGCCGCCGGCCGUGGCGUACGCCGUCCCCGCACCGCCGGCAGCGCCGGCGGGGGCGGCCUUCUACCACGGCGCCGAGGUGGCGUACUCCUGCAUGGACGGCUUCACCCCGAGCCGGGGGGACCGCGUGGCGUGCCUGGCCAGCGGCGAGUGGAGCACGCCGCGCCCCCGCUGCGUCUCCACCGAGUGCCCCCAGCCCACGGAGAUCCACGGCGUGCUGGACGUGCACGGCCUGAUGUACCUCAGCACGGCGCGCUAUGGCUGCAAGCCGGGCUACGCGCUGGUGGGCAACGCCACGCUGGUGUGCGGCGACGGCGGGCUCUGGAUCGGGGGCCUGCCGUCCUGCCGCCCCGUGGAGUGCGCCGCCCCCGAGCCGGUCGCCAACGGCCAGGUGGCGUACCAGAAGCUCCAGUUCGGCCACGCCGCCGCCUACUCCUGCCUGCGCGGCUACCGCCUCCGCGGGCCCGAGAGCCUCCGGUGCCUGACGAGCGGCGCGUGGGACGCGGAGCCGCCCGCCUGCGUGCGGAUCUCCUGCACGGCGCCCCAGCCCCUGGACAACGGCUUCGUGGAGGGGCUGGAGCACAGCUUCGGCGUCACCAUCUUCUACAGCUGUUUCCCCGGUUACCAGCUGGUGGGCCAGAGCCACCUGACGUGCGAGGAGUUCGGCUGGUCCAGCGCCGUCCCCGUGUGCGUGCCCUCGGACUGCGGCCUCCCGCCCCACAUCGACUUCGGGGAGUACGUGCGGGUGACGGAGCGCCCGGCGUCCGGGGGCGCCGCCGCCGCCGCCGCGUCGGACUCCCCGCUGGACCUGAGCUUCCUCCAGGGCACGUGGAUCGCGUACCGCUGCCACCCGGGCUACGAGCUCACGGCGCACGCCACGCUGCUGUGCCAGGAGGACGGCAGCUGGAACGGGACGGCGCCCUCGUGCGCGGCAGAGUGCCAGACGCCGCCGGCGCCGCCGCACGGCUGGCUGAACGUCAGCGACACCUCCCUGGGGAGCCGGGUGACGUACAGCUGCGCCCCGGGGUACCUCGUGGUGGGCCAGGCCGUCCGGCAGUGCGUCUCGGGCCGGCACUGGACGGAGGACGCCCCCGAGUGCCGCCCCGUCUCCUGCGGCGACCCGGGCCCCGUGGCCCACGCCGCGGCGCGCGGCGCCUCCUUCGCCUACCCCGACGCUCUGCGCUACGAGUGCGACGCCGGCUUCCGCCUGCAGGGCGGCGACACCCUCACCUGCCUGGCCGAGGGCCGCUGGGACGGGGAGAAGCCGCGCUGCGAGCCGCUGUCCUGCGGGGCCCAGGUGCCCGGCGACGUGGUGGUCAGCGGGGACUCCUUCACGUACGGACAGCGCGUAGACCUGAGCUGCCGGCCCGGCUUCGUCCUCAGAGGCGGGGCGGUGGGGCUGUGCCGCGCCGACGGCACCUGGAGCCACGGGCCCCUCAGCUGCGUCCCGGAGCGCUGCGGCCCGCCGCCCGCCGUCCCCAACGGCCGCGCGGCGGCGGGCCCCCAGGGCUCGGUCCGCUACGAGUGCGACAAGGGCUACGUCCUGAGCGGGGACGCCGUGCGCGCCUGCCAGGCGGACGGGCGCUGGGGGGGGGCGGCGCCCCUCUGCGAGCCCCUCAGCUGCGACCCCCCCGAGGACAUCAGCCACGGCUACCUGAACGGCUCCAGCUUCCACGUGGACGCGGUGGUGGAGUACGUGUGCUUCGAGGGCUACGAGGCGGCGGGCGACCCCACGCUGCGCUGCUCGGCCGACGGCCUGUGGGAGGGCAGCGUGCGGUGCCUGCCCUGCGCCUGCCCGCCGCCCGCGCUGCGCUUCGGCGCCGUGCUGGGCCGGGACAACGCCUGCGGCGGCCGCGUGCGCUUCCGCUGCGCCGACGGCUACCGCCUCCUGGGGCCCUCCGAGGCGGUGUGCGGCCCCGGCGGCGCCUGGAGCCCCGGCGUGCCGGCCUGCUCGCGGGGCCGCUGUGCCGCCGCCCCGCCCUCGGUGGCCCACGCCGUCACGCAGGGCGGCGGCACGGCCCACGCCGACACGGUCACGUACACGUGCCUGCCGGGGUACCGGGCCAGGGGGUACGCCCUGCUGACCUGCGGGAGGGCGGGCCGCUGGGGGGAGCCCCGGGUGAGCUGCGAGCCCGUGAGCUGCGGGCCGCCGCCCAGCGUCGCGCACGCUCACGUCGUGGGUGAGACCUUCACUUUUUCAAGCCAUGUUACCUACAGGUGUGACGGCGGCUACGCGCUCGUCUCGCCCGCCGCCCCCCUGACGUGCAGCGCCGACGGCACCUGGUCCGGGCGGGGGCCGCGCUGCCAGGCCGCGCCCUGCCCCCUCCCCGAGCACUCGGUGGCCCACCUGGUGGUGGCCGGGGACGACCCCACCCCCGUGGGGGGCUCUCUCAUGCUCUCGUGCCCCCCCGGGUUCCUGUUGGUGGGCCCGGCGCUGAUCCAGUGCCAGUCGGGCAAAAGCUGGGCUCCCAGCCUCUCCUCCGUUUCCUGUCGAGCGGUCACAUGUCCCGACCCGCCGGCGCUGGCCAAUGGCGUGCUGGAGGGCAGUGGCAGCGGUGGCGAGGCCUACAACUACGGCGAUGGCAUCAUGUACACCUGCCUGCCCGGCUAUGAGAUGAAGGGGGAUCCCAUACAAACGUGCCAGGACGACAGAACCUGGAGUGGGACUCAGCCACACUGUGUUGCUUUGUCAUGCGGGCCCCCCCCCUCUGUAAAGCACGCCGUCUCUGAGAUCACGGGAGACGGGUUCCUGAACAAGGCCAGCUAUGUGUGCGACGCCGGCCUGCAGCUGAUUGGUCCAGAGGCGCUAACCUGCCUGGCUAACGGCACGUGGAGUGAGCCCGCCCCCAGCUGUGACGGGGCGCGGGGCUGCGUGGAGCCCGACCACGUACCCCACGGCUGGGUGCGCGUGCACCGCCUGAGCCCCGGCCACGCCCUGAACUUCCAGUGCGACGAGGGCUACUCGCUGUCGGGCGACGCCCUGGUGGUGUGCCUGGACGGGGAGCGCUGGAGGUCCCCGUUCCCCACCUGCCAACCUAAAUCCUGCCCGACGCCCAUGGGGUGGCGGCAGCCGGCCAAUGGGAGCGAGGCCCAGCAGGGCUUCCACGUGGGCCAGGCGCUGCCGGUGACCUGCCCCAAGGGCCAGCAGGCCCGGGGCAGCGGCACCAUCACCUGCCGCCCCGACCAGACCUGGAGCCCCAUCAGCGCCGUGUGUGAAAGGGUUUCCUGCGGCCCCCCUCUCCACGUGGCCCACGGGGUGGUGCGGGGCGCGGUCUUCCAGUUCGGCGACGUGGCGGCGUACUCGUGCUUUAGCGGCUACGCCAUGGAGGGCGUCGGAAGGAGCCGGUGUCUGGAGAACGGCACCUGGACCGCCCCGCCCGCGUGCCGAGCUGUGUGCUGGCUACAGUGCCAGAACGGCGGUGCCUGCCAGCGACCCAACACGUGCGCCUGUCCCGAGGGCUGGAUGGGCCGGUUCUGCGAGGAGCCCAUCUGCAUCUUGCCCUGUCUGAACGGGGGCCGCUGCAAGGCUCCCUACCAGUGCUCCUGUCCCCACGGGUGGACCGGCACUCGGUGCCACACCGCGGUGUGCGCCGCGCCCUGUCUGAACGGAGGGCGAUGCAUACGGCCAAACCGAUGCCACUGCAGCCAGGGCUGGAGCGGGCACGACUGUUCGAGGAAGAGGAGAUCAAGCUACUAUCCUUUCUGAAGAGGCCUCCGUGCUCCACAUAAGCUGUUCAGUCAAGGGGAAUUUUUUUUGUAUAAUUUUCGCAAUUGGAAGCCAUUCAUGUUCGUCACCGGAGGAAGUAAAGCAACGGCUAUUUGUAAAUUAAAACUGUAUUUUUCAUAUAGAAAAACAGUGCUUAAAACAUAUGCUGCUAUUAUAGAUGUGUAAAAACUAUUUGAUGUGAUUGUCCAAUGUAUAUGUGUAAACUAUUCAUUUUUAUAAAAGCGUAAAAUGCCAUUCAAUAAAUAGUUUCCUUCAAUAGUUCAAAUCAAACAUGGCACUGAAUGAUUAAAAAAGGUAAGUAGCAUUUCAAAUGAAUGCUAGGUAUUCAAGGUGUAUUCAAUACUGGACCACAAAACCCCGGCACACAAUGUUAGUUGUCUUUAUUCAUUCCACCAACAAAACAAAUACAAAACAGCAAAUGUGUGAUAUAUCCAUAUAUAUAAAAAAGGUAAAAUUUGAAGUCCCAAGCA